Molecule: messenger RNA, 2933 nt
Organism: Tripterygium wilfordii
Lineage: Eukaryota; Viridiplantae; Streptophyta; Magnoliopsida; Celastrales; Celastraceae
Product: SWI/SNF complex subunit SWI3C-like
Exons: 9
Coding region: 172-2550 (792 amino acids)
Molecular function (GO): protein binding; zinc ion binding
Source: RefSeq, a predicted model, not a curated record
CUUUAGCACAAAGCAGCACAAAAACAAACUUCAAAGGCAAAGAUACACAGAGAGAGAUAUAGAGAGAGAGCCAACCAUCUUCUUCUCUCUCCUCCUACCUUUGCUUUGAUUCUGUCCAACCAAUCGAAGACCCCACACACACAAAUCUGACUCUCCACACUAUCACCAACAAUGCCAGAUGGUCGCGGCAAAUGGAAGAGACGGAAGCGGGAGCCCCAAAUCGCCCGGAAACCUAAGCACGAAGAGGCCGAAGAUGAGGACGACGACGAGUCCCUUGACCGGGAGGACUCCGAGGAGCCGAACCAGAAUCUGUUAUCCGCUGCUGUCGCGGCCGAUCCGGGGUCACAGGAGGUCGAGGUGCUGGCCGAGGGUGGGGUUCGCAUUUGUGAUUUCCCUGUGGUGGUGCGGCACACGGUGAACCGGCCUCACUCGUCUGUGAUGGCUGUUGUUGCUGUGGAGAGGGCGAAUUUGGUAGGGGAUAGUGUUAUCAGGGGGCAGGUGACGAUGGAGUUAGAGAAUGUUUCUUACGGGCAGCUCCAGGCGGUGUCUCGUGUGCCUGCUGAAAGUGGUGCAGCUGCCACGACGGGUGGGAACGAUCAGGAUAGGAGUGAUGGUGGGAAUUUGACUCCACCGUAUGUGAUCACGCCUCCUCCUAUCUUCGAGGGCAGCGGUGUAACUAAGCGGUUUCAGAGUAGGGUUCAUGUAGUUCCUAUGCAUUCAGAUUGGUUUUCGCCAGCCUCAGUCCAUCGGCUUGAGAGACAAGUGGUGCCACUUUUUUUUUCUGGGAAGUCGCCAAACCAUACACCAGAGAAGUACAUGGAGUGUAGGAACUUCAUUGUUGCUAAAUAUAUGGAAAAUCCGGAGAAGAUGCUUACAAUUUCUGAUUGCCAGGGUUAUGUAGUUGGUGUUGACAAUACAAAUUUAAGUAGAAUUUUUCGAUUUCUUGAUCACUGGGGAAUUAUCAAUUACUGCGCAGCUGCACCAACUCGUGAGCCUUUGAAUGGUGGUUCCUAUUUGAGGGAGGAUCCAGGGGGUGAUAUUCACGUGCCAUCAGAUGCUUUAAAGUCAAUUGAGAGUUUGAUCAAAUUUGACCCUCCAAAAUGUAGGCUCAGGGCAACUGAUGUUUAUUCAUCCACGUCUUGUCAUGUUGAUGAUUUCUCUGACUUGGACGACAGAAUACGAGAGCACUUUUCAGAUAAUCAUUGCAAUUCUUGUUCACAACCUCUUCCCAGCAUUUACUAUCAAUCACAUAAGGAGGCCGACGUAUUUCUGUGUUCUGAUUGCUUUCAUGGGGGGAAAUUCGUUAUUGGUCACUCGAGCAUAGAUUUUGUGAGGACGGAUUCAACAAAAGAUUAUGGUGAUAUAGAUGGGGAAAGUUGGAGUGAUCAGGAGACACUGCUGCUACUCGAGGCCGUGGAAAUUUACAGUGAGAAUUGGAAUGAGAUUGCUGAGCAUGUUGGCACCAAGUCAAAAUCACAAUGCAUCCUUCAUUUCCUCCGCCUACCUAUGGAGGAUGGAAAGUUGGAAAACAUUGAAGUUCCAAGCACGUCUAAGUCUUCCAAUGUGUCAAAUAGAGAUGAUCGUGGAAGCUUGCAUUCAAACUCAAAUGGAUCAUACCUUAAUGAUGGUGACUCUGAAAGAAGGCUGCCUUUUGCAAAUUCUGGGAAUCCAGUAAUGUCCCUGGUUGCCUUUUUGGCCUCUGCUAUUGGACCUAGAGUUGCUGCAGCCUGUGCCCAUGCAUCGUUGGCUGCAUUGUCGGAGGAUAAUAGCACUGCCACUUCUGGGAACAUUGUGCAGAUGGGAGGAUCAGGGCAUGAUAGUAGGAUGAAUUUGGAGGGUAUUCAUGGUAGAGAAGGCAGUUUCCACAGAGAUUUGGGAAAUUCAAUUCAGCAAAAAGAAGCGAGCUCUGCAGUACAUGGUUCUCAGGGCCAAAAUGAGGCACAGUUCACUUCUAUAUCUGCAGAGAAAGUUGAAGCUGCUGCCAAAGCUGGUCUUGCUGCUGCAGCAGUCAAGGCAAAACUCUUUGCAGAUCAUGAAGAACGAGAAAUCCAGAGGCUGUAUGCCAAUGUUGUUAAUCAGCAGUUAAAGAGAUUGGAGCUGAAGUUGAAGCAAUUUGCUGAAGUGGAAACCCUGUUAGUAAGAGAAUUGGAACUAGUGGAGAAGACAAGACUAAGGUUUUCUGGUGAACGGGCCCACAUUUUAGCAACUCGUUUUGGAGGUGCUGCGGCCAAUUCACAAAUAAAUAUGCCAGGUGUCGCUCCUUCCAUUGUUAACAACAAUAUUGGCAGCCAUAGGCCACAAGUUGCGUCAGCAUCUUUCUCGCAGCCAAGCAUUUCAGGCUAUGGGAACAACCAAUUAGUCCGUCCACAAAUGCCAUUUAUGCCAUCCCCGUCGAUGUUUCCGCUAGGGCCGAGGCUUCCUAUAACAUCCGCACAGACAUCCUCAUCAACUCCUUCAAAUGUUAUGUUCAGUUCCCAAGGAAAUCCUCAGCCUUCCAUCAAUCAUCCAUCUCUGAGGUCUGUAUCAGGGACUAGCUCUGCUCUUGGCUGACAUGGGUAACCGGCGUCAUUAUAAAAAACAAAAAGGUAAUCAGCGUAAGUUUGGAAUCCUUCUUGCUUGUAAGCAUUCCAUGCUGCGAAGAAAAGGAAGAAUGAAUAUGAUGGAUGAGCAAUGAAGUAUCUUGCUCUGAAUUUCGAAUGGAAGGAAGAAUGGACGUGAUGGAUUAGCAGCAAAGGCUUGUUCGUUUCAAAUUUUUUUCAUCGCCACUAUGGACCAGCUUAUAAUCUUGUUAGCUUGAAUAACAUAGAAUAUACACAAUUGAGAUAAUUGUUGAAUUAUGUUUGGUACUAGACAGUGCAAUGAAUUAGAAAAUCAUUUUCAAAAUGAGUUAGAAAUCUUAUAAUGGCUUUGUAGUAUGAAAUAUGUUCUUUGCA